UAGUUUAUUCGUAACAUAUUCACAGUGUUCGGUAUCAAUACCGAUACGCAUAAUUGCUUUUCCUACAAGUGGAAAAAUGUCGAGAAAACGUAAAUUAUCAAAUAUAAAAGAAAGAUGCCGUAUUUGCCUCGUUGAUCAUGCAUGCAUGACUAAUUUAUUUGAUGAAGUUAUACAAUCAAGACUAACUGAUUUAAGUAAAUGUACUUCUAUCAAUAUUAAAGAUGAGCAUGGCUUACCAAAUGUUAUAUGUCAUAUAUGCCUUUACAAAUUGGACAUGUGGGAUGAAUUUAAAGAACAAUUUAUACGAUCAAAUCAAAUGUUAUUAAGUCAAUUGGAACUUAUAGGAACUUCUGACAAUGAGAAUUCUAAGUCCAAAAGAUCAUGUAAUAAUUUAGAACAAAGUGGAGAUGAUAGUCUUUCUGAUUCUUUUGAUAAGAAAAAAUCAAAAACAGAUGUACCAGCAUUAAUUCCUUUACAAUUUACAAAUAAUGAAAAUAUAACAAAUCAAACAAUGCUCAAAGAUAUGUAUAUAUCUGAAGAUGAUGUUACAUCUUCAAAGGAUUCUUCACAAAAGGCACAUGAUGCUUCUAAUGAUGAUAAAUGUAAAAAUAAUGAAAAACAAGAAAAUAAAGAUAAAAUUCAAUUAAAACCAACAUUAGUUCCAAUGAAAGUUAAACCAUUAACUGGAAGACGCAAUAUAACUGAACGAAGAAAAGCAUCAACUAAAAGAUGGGUUGCAAGGAAAAAGGCACUUCUUGCAGCAACAGGAGAAAGCGUUUCAGAUACAGAUUCUAUGGCAUCUGAUGAUACACAAUUAUCACCGGUGCAGAAGGCACGAGCAAAAACAAAUAUGGAUAAAGAAAUUGAGAAGCAAAAAAGAUUGAUUAGAGUAUUAAAAAAUUUGGAAACUAAUAUGACAGAUAAAUAUACAACUAAAAGUGACAGAAAUAAUUUUAUGAGUGUAGAUAGUGAUUCUGAUACGCAUAGAACAAGAUCUCUUAAAGAUAUUAAUUCUGAUGUUUCAUUAACUGAAGGUAAAAAUAUAUCUAAUAUGAAAGAAUGCACUGAAGUAAAAAAAGAUAAAUUUUCUGAAGAUUUAAAAGAAAAAGAAAGUCUUCCUGUAUUAUUGCCAGAAAAAGUUAUCGAAAAACAAUCAUCAGAAAAAAAUGGAAUAGAAAUAAUAGAAGAUACAUUUACACCAUGUUCAGUAAAAUCAGAAUUACAAAUUGGAGAUGCUACAUAUAUUGUUACUUCUACAUUAAUGCUUGCAGAACCUCAUUAUUUAAAUAAAGCAAAUUUAAAUACUUUGUCAAAGGAAUUUAAAAAUGGGACUAUUGAACAAAAUUCUCAAGAAAAAAAUACUGAUAUUAUUGAUGCUGUACAACUUCGUAGAAUUAAUCCAAUUCCAAUAGAUGCCAAUAAUAAAAAAUGUAUUGAGAGAUGUUUAAAUAUAGAAGUGGAAGGAACAGAAAUAGAAGCAUUAAAACGUGUACAAGUUGAAUUAGCAGGUUUUGUAGAGAAAGAAAUGAAACAUAGAUUAUUUGGGACAAAUAAUGAUAAUGUAAAAAAGAAUAAAGGAGGAUGUAAAACUUCAUAUCAAACUUUAGAUCAACAAUUGAAAAAUAUUAUAGAAAAAACUAUAAAGAAAAAUUUUGAAUCAUCUAUGAUGAGAAGUUGUGGUUCUGAUUUUAAUUCAUACUCCCAACAGUCUGGAAAAGUUUCACCAGCAUUUGUAAAAGAAGCUAUGAAUUCUAAAAAGUAUCAACCGAAAGUUCUAUUAAAACGUUUAGACUUAGCAAAAGAAAGUAUACAACGAAAUAUUAAUAAUAUGCAUGUUUUAAUUAAACGUACAGUUAAAAAUAAACUCGGCGGACCAUUUAGUAUGGUUUCUCAUAAAAGACAAAGUGUACUACCAAUAAGAUAUAAUGACUAUAAUACUUCAGCUUUAGAUUCUGAUUCAUAUUUAUCAGAUGAGACAUCUGAAGCCUCUAAGCCAGAUAAUCAUAAUACACAAAAGUUAGAAGAUAAAGAACAAAUUAACAUUAUGAAACAAAUAAAAGAGCCAAAAGUUGCGGAUCCUAUUACUGUUAAAAAUGAACAUAAAAUAGAAAUUCAAGAAAAUGUUUUUAAAAUAAUUUCAUCACAUGGUGAGAAACAUAUAUGCGGCGUGUGCGAACAAUCAUUCGAUAAUCAUAAUGAUGCGGUAACACAUGUUCGUAUGCAUAAAACAGAAACUACUUCUAUAUCGCGACAUAAUAAACAUAAAAUGAUGAGAUGUAAAAGAUGCCAUGAAAUAGUAGAAGCUAGAUUUGUAAAAGCUCAUGUAUGUAAAUCAUCAAAACAACAAAUUCACAAAUGUUAUGUAUGUAAUUCUACGUUCCGAACUGAAAAACUUUUGGUACGUCAUCUAGAAAGCCAUGAUCAGUCUGAAUUUAAUAUAGAAAAUAUAACAAAAGGAGAUGCUCAGAAAUUAAAUGCGAAUACAUCACAAAAUUCUAAAGAAACAAUACAUUUAAAAUCCGAAAAAAAUCAACUUUCAAAAAUAGAAAAUAAUCUAAUAAAAUCAGAUACUUCUAGAAUAGAAAUAAGCAAUGUUCAGUCAGAGAAAAUUGGAAUAUCUAAAAAUCGAGGAAAUUUCGUAUCAGGAGUAGAGAAACCAAAAGAAACAUAUACUUGUUUUGUAUGUGAUAAAAUAUUUACAGAUGAAGAAGUAUUAAAAGAUCAUUUACAAAAACAUUGUGAUGAUAUAAGUGAGGAUGAUCAAAGUCCUGGUAAAGAACAAUAUCAAUGUGCAAUUUGUGGAGAUUCACUAGAUUCUGAAGAAGCACUAGAAGCACAUGUUGAGAAACAUUUAUUUGAUGAAGAGGAUGAUAAUCCUAAUCUUAUUAAUAUUGCCAAUGAAAAUGAUAAGUCAAAUGAAGAACCUUAUCAAUGUUUGCAAUGUGCAGAAACAUUUAAUUCAGAAAUGUUAUUAGAAAUGCAUAUGCAAGCUCAUGAAGAAGAAGCUGCAAUAGCAGAAUGGGAAAAACAAGGAAUAAAAGCUUGUGAAUAUCAAUGUAUGAUUUGUGAUGAACUUUUUGACACAGAAGAAGAUUUAUCAGAACAUUUAGAUAUACAUAAUGGAAAUGCACAUGUUUGUCAGUUAUGUGAUAAACCAUUUCCCAGUCUUGAGGAUUUGCAAAAACAUGUUGCAACUCAUUAAUAUAAUUUAGCGUUGCCAGAAGAAUUCUCUCACAAAAAAAUAUGCUAUAUAUAUUCUAGUAUCCCUACUGUCACUCUUUAAAUAUGAGUGAUUAAUAAUAAUGUCAUUAUCCUAUCAUUAUCAUUUGUCUUUUUCCCAUUAUUCCCUUGAUCUGGUAACGCUAAUGUAAUUACUACUUUUUAAAUAUAUACAAAUUUUGUAAAAUCGUUUUGUAUAUUAAUAAGCUACCCAAAUAUUUUCAUGUAAUUUUGUGUGCAAAGAUUCUUGAGUUUGUAAUUUAUAAUAUAACUAAAACGAUUUUUUAUUAUAGUAAAUAUAAAUAUGUAUGAUAAUAUUCAGAUAUAUUAAGAAUUUAAAAUCAGUUUUUAAAUAACGUAUAACUCGCUUCCAUUUUAUUAUCUAUGAAAUAUUUGUAUUGCACUUGAUUUUUGAAUGACGUUUGAUAUUUUUAAUAAUAAUAUUAUAUUUGCAAAUGCAAAAAUUUUAAAUAUUGAAAAUUUAUGAAAAUAUAUAAAUAAUAUGAUUAUUUGUAAAUUAAAUAUAAGAAUUAGUUAAGAUAAUUAUUUUAGCAUACAAUAGAAUUAUAAAAAAUUCAUUUAUAUAUAUAUAUGUUAAAUAUUUCAUAUAUAAAUAUAAAUGUAUUAAAAAUUUGUGUACAUAAUACUUAAUAAAAAUUGUUCGUAAUACAAAGUGAUUAUUUAUAUAUAAACAAUAUUUAUAAUAUAUGAACAUAAAGUCGCGUCUUCAUUGCGUUAACAUUUAAUCGAUAAAACCAUUCAGUAAUGCCAACAAGUGUUGACUUGUGCAUCGAUUUAGAUUAUGUGACUUGAAAAAUCGAACGAUAUUUCAAUCGAUUUACCGAUUGUUGUCGAUAAAAUAUCAAAAUCGCGCCAAAAUCAAUAUUGGAUGGUUGAAUUGUUAUUAAAUUAUUGAAUACGAUUAAUUAAUCGAUAAAAUGGGGAUGUAGCACAAAAAAAUUGAUCGAUUAAAUUAUUGUGUAAUAGCAAUUAGUAUUGAUUAAUAUUAAUGCAAUGGGAACGCGACUUAAUAUAAAAAAUCUCAUAAUAUGUAGCAAAUGAAAUUGAUUAGAAAUAGGAUCGAUUAAAGAAACAAUUAAUAUAAAUUGUAACCUGUUUUUUAAGUGAAAUUUAAUAUAUGAAAUUUGAUGAGUAUGCAAAUAUAUAUUUUUAUGAUAUAAUAUUACACAUUAAUUUUUUUCUUUAAAUAAUUUUCAUUGAAAGAUUUUACAUUAUAAUUAUUUUGGCCAAAGCGUGAUUAUUAUUGAAAUCAUUUUCGCAAUUAAAUUUUUCAUGCUACAAAUUUUUGUAAAUGUAAUUAGCGUUUGUAAAAUGUAUCAGUACAUUGUAAUAUUUAUAAGUGAGAAUAGUCGCUGCAUCAUGUAUUAUGUAAUAUUUCGUACAUAUGUCAUUUAUUAAGUUAUACAUAAUAAAUUUUAUACACAAACUAUUGUCUAUUUAACAAUAUUAUGGAAUCGCGAACAUUCUUUACAGAAAAUAAUUUGGAGGACUAAUUAUAAACAAUUACAAAAAUCAGUCACUGGCUGAAUUGUAAAUGUUAUUAUAUUCUACUAUAUUUACAUAAAUACUGUGUGUAGUAACACAUCAUUUGCUCGUGACGAAUAAUUAGCAUUUAUCACUAUAUACCAUGAAAAUUUGACUUGAUUUGUUGAAAUUGAUCCUUCUGAGCGCUUAGCAGAAUUGUGAUAUUAAAAUAACAAAUGAUUUUAUUAAUGCCAACUUUGUUUCUAAAAUUUUUUUAAUUAGAUGGAAAACUAUAAUAAAUGCUUCAUUUUCAACCAUUUAAAU
Apis cerana (Asiatic honeybee) is the source of this 5028-nucleotide messenger RNA. Its product is annotated as putative leucine-rich repeat-containing protein DDB_G0290503. Lineage: Eukaryota; Metazoa; Arthropoda; Insecta; Hymenoptera; Apidae. The record is from RefSeq and is a predicted model, not a curated record. Gene Ontology annotation, molecular function: zinc ion binding; DNA-binding transcription factor activity, RNA polymerase II-specific; RNA polymerase II cis-regulatory region sequence-specific DNA binding. Gene Ontology annotation, cellular component: nucleus.